AUCGGAGAGAAGUUGAAAGCGUACGGUUGCACACCGGUCGUGGUAACUCCACUCUCUUCCUCAAAAACCCAACAAAAAUCACACGAUUUCAGCUUCUCGUUUCAGACGAACAAAAACAAGAUUUUGCAUACGUUGUGAUUGGUUUUCAGAUGAGUGUGGCAGCCGAUUCUCCAGUGCAUUCCUCAAGUAGUGAUGAUCUUGCUGCCUUCCUUGAUGCUGAACUGGACUCUGCCUCAGAUGCUUCGUCUGACUCCUUACCCAGCGAAGAAGAAGAAGUAGCCGGGAAUGACACUGAAGCUUCCAAUCAUGGGUCAAAGAGACAAAAGUUUGAGCGUUUGGAGACUGUUGACGAAGAGGAGAUUGAGGAAGCAUCCUCAAGCAAAGGAGAAUGCGAGCACCCAGGUUCGUUUGGAAAUAUGUGCUUUGUCUGUGGACAAAAAUUGGUAGAAACCGGUGUUUCAUUUAGAUACAUACACAAGGAAAUGAGGCUCAAUCAAGAUGAAAUCUCCCGGUUGCGAGAUUCAGAUAUGACAUUAUUGCAACGCCAGCGGAAGCUGUAUUUAGUUCUCGAUCUAGACCACACCCUGCUUAAUUCAACCUUACUAAAAGACCUGAAACCAGAGGAGGAAUACUUGAAAAGCCAUACGCACUCUCUUUUAGAUGUCUCCGGAGGCAGUCUUUUCAUGCCGGAACAUAUGCACAUGAUGACCAAACUGAGGCCGUUUGUUCACUCAUUUCUAAAAGAAGCCAGUGAGAUGUUUGUGAUGUACAUAUACACAAUGGGAGAUCGGCAAUAUGCGCGGCAGAUGGCGAAGCUACUUGACCCUAAAGGAGAGUACUUUGGUGAUCGGAUAAUUUCUCGGGAUGACGGCACAGUGAGACAUCAAAAGAGUCUCGAUGUGGUGCUUGGACAAGAAAGUGCUGUUCUGAUUCUUGACGAUACAGAGAAUGCGUGGCCAAAUCACAAAGACAAUUUGAUCGUGAUAGAGAGGUAUCACUUUUUCGCUUCGAGCUGCAGACAGUUCGAUCACAAAUACAAGUCUCUAUCGGAGUUGAAGAGCGAUGAGAGUGAACCAGAUGGGGCACUUGCAACUGUCCUGAAAGUCCUAAAACAAGUGCAUGCGCUAUUCUUUAAGGAUGUGGAUGAAGAUAUAUCUAAUAAAGAUGUUAGGUUGAUGCUUAAACAAGUGCGUAAAGAGAUACUUAAAGGAUGUAAAGUAGUGUUCAGUCGGGUGUUCCCAACCAAGGCUAAGCCGGAAGAUCACCCUCUGUGGAAAAUGGCAGAGGAACUGGGAGCCACCUGCGCAACUGAAGUGGAUGCAUCAGUGACACACGUGGUAGCUAUGGAGAUGGGAACAGAGAAGGCACGUUGGGGUUUAAGAGAGAAGAAGUUUGUGGUACAUAGAGGAUGGAUAGACGCAGCUAAUUACCUGUGGAAGAAGCAGCCAGAAGAGAACUUCAGUUUAGAGCAGCUCAAGAAGCAACAAGGAACGGAAGAAGAGUGAUUUAUGUAACACGAUGAGAAAGAAGUAUAGACUUUGUUUUAUGAAUCAGAGUAAAGUUUUAAAUGUACAUUGUAUCUGAUAUUUCUGGGAUAUUUCAACUAAGAUACUAACUUUUGAUACGAAA
Messenger RNA from Capsella rubella, 1629 nucleotides. RefSeq names its product RNA polymerase II C-terminal domain phosphatase-like 4. The transcript is spliced from 8 exons. Gene Ontology annotation, cellular component: nucleus. Bases 150 to 1505 code for a protein of 451 amino acids. Lineage: Eukaryota; Viridiplantae; Streptophyta; Magnoliopsida; Brassicales; Brassicaceae. The record is from RefSeq and is a predicted model, not a curated record. Gene Ontology annotation, molecular function: RNA polymerase II CTD heptapeptide repeat phosphatase activity.